AUGGCUCUUUUAGUGGAUAGAUUGCGACCUCGUUCGCUUGAUUCUCUAUCCUACCAUCAUGAGCUUUCCGCGCGUCUAAAGUCAUUGGCUCAAAGUGGCGAUUUCCCUCAUCUCCUGAUGUAUGGGCCGUCGGGUGCAGGCAAGAAGACCCGUGUGAUUGCGACGCUGAAGGAAUUGUACGGCUCGGGAGUAGAGAAGAUCAAGAUUGAUGCCAGAGUCUUCCAAACGACAAGCAAUCGAAAACUUGAAUUCAACAUCGUAUCAUCCGUCUACCAUCUCGAGAUUACCCCAUCCGACGUUGGCAACUAUGACCGGGUGGUCGUCCAAGAGCUGCUCAAGGAGGUCGCGCAGACUCAACAGGUUGAUCUAUCUGCGAAACAACGGUUCAAAGUCGUUGUCAUCAACGAGGCGGAUCAUUUGACUCGCGAUGCACAAGCGGCGUUGAGACGAACGAUGGAGAAAUACAGCCCCAACCUGAGACUGAUCCUGCUGGCAAAUAGCACGUCGAACAUUAUUGCUCCGAUCCGUUCUCGAACCCUGCUGGUCAGGGUCGCCGCACCUACGGAGGAACAAAUCUGCUCGGUAUUACAGAACGCUGGUAAAAGGGAAGGCUGGCCGGAGGCCCCUGGACUCAACAAGAGAAUAGCCAAGGAGAGCGAUCGCAAUCUUCGGCGAGCGCUUCUCAUGUUCGAGGCGAUAUAUGCUCAGACGGAGAAGGUCACGGACAACACGCCAAUUCCCCCGCCUGACUGGGAAGCUCUUAUCUCAUUAAUUGCAGACGAGAUACUCGCUGAGCGGUCACCGGCCCGUUUGCUGCAGGUCCGCGCGCGGUUAUAUGACCUCCUCACCCACUGCAUACCGCCUACGACAAUCAUCAAGACCCUGACUUUCAAGUUAGUUGCAAGAGUCGACGACGCACUGAAGCCAGAUGUAAUUAAAUGGUCCGCAUUUUACGAGCACAGAAUCACUCAAGGAAGCAAAGUGAUUUUCCACCUAGAGGCCUUCGUUGCCAAGUUUAUGCGCAUCUACGAAAGGUUGGAUCCUCCAUCUGUCGAGCGCGCUCUUUGA
Aspergillus fischeri NRRL 181 is the source of this 1068-nucleotide messenger RNA. Its product is annotated as replication factor C subunit 5. The record is from RefSeq and is a predicted model, not a curated record. Lineage: Eukaryota; Fungi; Ascomycota; Eurotiomycetes; Eurotiales; Aspergillaceae. The transcript is spliced from 5 exons. Gene Ontology annotation, biological process: DNA repair; DNA-templated DNA replication. Gene Ontology annotation, molecular function: ATP hydrolysis activity; DNA clamp loader activity; DNA binding. Gene Ontology annotation, cellular component: Ctf18 RFC-like complex; Elg1 RFC-like complex; nucleus. Bases 1 to 1068 code for a protein of 355 amino acids.